AUGUCUUCCCAGGAAAACGAGCCGUCGGCACUCGGGGUCAUCCUCGCCGCGAUGGAGAGCGACGAUGCUGCCGCCGCUCGUGAAGGGGAGGUUGCGGACGAGGGGAAGUGA
This is a messenger RNA of Chaetomium globosum CBS 148.51, 111 nucleotides long. RefSeq lists its product as uncharacterized. The transcript has a single exon. The record is from RefSeq and is a predicted model, not a curated record. Lineage: Eukaryota; Fungi; Ascomycota; Sordariomycetes; Sordariales; Chaetomiaceae. The coding region runs from base 1 to 111 and encodes 36 amino acids.